Messenger RNA from Rhizophagus irregularis DAOM 181602=DAOM 197198, 726 nucleotides. NCBI's taxonomy places the organism in Eukaryota, Fungi, Glomeromycota, Glomeromycetes, Glomerales, Glomeraceae. The record is from RefSeq and is a predicted model, not a curated record.
AUGAAAAGAUAUUUUUCAUUUGUUGAAGCACAACCACCCGCAAAGGUAAAAAUAAACAAUGUGAACCUUCUUGUGAAGCUUCAUCAAGUGAAAAGCCAGACUCAUCAAAACCAUCUGGUAAAACGUUGUAAAAAUAGAAGUAAUCCUGACCCAAAAUGGAUGGAUAAUGGAAAUGAUGCAUAUAGGAAUGUAGAUGGAACAUUAUUCAUGUUUUAUACUAAUAAAAAUCAAAAUUAUAACGCAAAUGCAGUGCAUAUAUUUCAUGGCAAAAAAUACUUAGCGUUAUCUGUUUAUCCUGAUUUAUAUCAAUUAAUAGAUUUCCAUAGAAAAAAUUCUGAUGUUAUGAAACUUUAUAAUAAUACUCCCGAAGCCUUACAAUUACCAUCACUUCUUAUAAAAGAUUCACCAUCAGAAUUAAAUGAUUAUGGCUCUCACCUCUCAAAUACAUCUGCAAAAGAAAUUGAAGUAGCUAUUGAAUGGUUAAUUUGGAAUUACAUUAAAUUUGAAGAUUUUAUUAUUGCUAAGGGGUUAAAAUUAGAAAAUCUAUUACAUUUUUGGAGUGAUGGGGCUGCCACUUUGAUUGGCACAAAAACAGGUGUUGUUAAACGAUUUGAAAAAAUUAAUCCUUUUUAUUACAUCUGUGCAUUGUUCUUUUCGACGUAUGCAAAAUUUAAAGAUGAUAUAGGAGACGUUAGAAGAACAGAUGUACUGCUAUUUUUAGAUUAG